Talaromyces atroroseus is the source of this 1359-nucleotide messenger RNA. RefSeq names its product L-galactonate dehydratase. The transcript has 4 exons. Lineage: Eukaryota; Fungi; Ascomycota; Eurotiomycetes; Eurotiales; Trichocomaceae. Gene Ontology annotation, biological process: carbohydrate catabolic process; amino acid catabolic process. Bases 1 to 1359 code for a protein of 452 amino acids. Gene Ontology annotation, molecular function: magnesium ion binding; L-fuconate dehydratase activity. The record is from RefSeq and is a predicted model, not a curated record.
AUGGUCAAGAUCACGGGCUUCGUCACGAGAGACGUGAGGUUUCCGACCUCUCUCGACAAAACCGGCUCUGAUGCUAUGAAUGCUGCCGGAGACUAUUCCUCAGCAUACUGCAUUAUCCAAACCGAUUCGCAAUACGAGGGCCAUGGAAUGACAUUCACAAUUGGCCGCGGCAACGAAAUCGUCUGCGCAGCAAUCAGCACCAUUGCCCCGCUCAUCGUAGGCAAGGAUCUGGACGACAUCACCGCCGACUGGGGCAAGACAUGGCGCUACCUCGUGUCAGACAGUCAACUGCGAUGGAUAGGACCCGAAAAGGGGGUAAUCCACCUUGCCCUGGGCGCCGUAGUGAAUGGACUCUGGGACCUGUGGGCCAAGACACUCAACAAGCCCGUCUGGCGCAUCAUUGCCGAUAUGACGCCGGAGGAAGUGGUGCGAUGUAUUGAUUUCAGAUAUAUUACCGAUGCGCUGACGCCGGAGGAAGCGGUGGCAUUGCUGAAGGAGGUUGAGCCGACCAAGCAGGAUCGCAUCAAGGAUGCGGAGCAGAAUAAGGCAGUGCCCGCUUAUACUACGAGUGCCGGGUGGCUGGGUUACUCGGAAGAGAAGCUGAGGGCGCUUUUGGAUCAGAGUGUGAAGGAUGGCUUCAAGCAUUUCAAGCUUAAGGUUGGCGGGAGUCUGGAGGAUGAUAAGCGUCGGUUGAAGAUUGCUCGCGAGGCUAUUGGUUAUGAUAAGGGCAAUGUCCUGAUGGUGGAUGCCAAUCAGAUCUGGUCGGUUCCAGACGCUAUUGCCUAUAUGAAGGAGCUGGCCGAGUUCAAGCCCUGGUUCAUCGAAGAGCCUACAUCGCCCGACGACGUGCUCGGCCAUGCUGCCAUCCGCAAGGCGCUCUCCGACACUCCCUACGGAGCCAUUGGAGUUGCUACCGGUGAAAUGUGCCAGAACCGAGUCAUAUUCAAGCAGUUCCUGCAAGCCGGCGCCCUCACCGUCCUGCAGCCCGAUGCCUGCCGUGUCGGUGGCGUCAACGAAUGUCUGGCUAUUCUGCUGCUCGCACGCAAAUUCGGCGUCCCCAUUGUGCCUCACUCUGGCGGGGUUGGCUUGCCCGAAUACACCCAGCACCUGAGCACAAUUGAUUACGUUGUGAUUAGCGGUAAGAGGAGUUUGUUGGAGUAUGUGGACCACUUGCACGAGCAUUUCGAGCAUCCGGCGAGUGUGAAGGAUGGAUAUAUCGUCACGCCCAUGGAGCCUGGUUAUAGUGUGCAGAUGAAAGGGGAUAGCAUGGACGAGUUUUCGUUUCCUGGAGAGCCAGGGAAGAGCUGGUGGACAACCGAUGCUGCUAGAGUCAUUUUGGAUGGUCCGCGAAUUAUUUAG